Messenger RNA from Lolium perenne, 2626 nucleotides. RefSeq names its product LRR receptor-like serine/threonine-protein kinase IOS1. Gene Ontology annotation, molecular function: protein binding; protein kinase activity; ATP binding. Gene Ontology annotation, biological process: protein phosphorylation. The record is from RefSeq and is a predicted model, not a curated record. Lineage: Eukaryota; Viridiplantae; Streptophyta; Magnoliopsida; Poales; Poaceae.
UAUCGACUGCUUGCUGUACGUGCGACUUGUUUACUGUAACGUAAGUGUAUUUGGUCCUUACUAGCGGCGGCAUCCGGCAUGUGCGCAAGUAGCGCGGCGGCGGAGCGAUCAGCUUGGUGAGCAAAUGGCGGCCCGGUCGUGGCUUCUCCUGCUCGUCCUCGCCGGCGCAGUACUCCAACUCCGUGCUCAGCCCUCUCCUGACAGCACCGGUUUCGUCAGCAUCGACUGCGGCCUGCCGGAGCGGGGCAGCGGCUACGUGGACGCCGCCACCAAGCUGCCGUACGUCCCGGACGGCGCCUUCACCGACGCCGGCGCCAACCACGUCUACCCCGUGCCCGGCUGCGUCGUCCCCGAGGGCGAGUCCGCCGUGCAGGUCUGCCUCGUCGACACCGGCACGGGCACGCCGUUCGUGUCCGGGCUGGACCUCAGGCCGCUCUGGGGCACGCUGUACCCGCAGGCGAACGCCACUCAGGCGCUCGUCCUCGUCGACCGCAGCAACUUCGGCGUCAGCGGCCUCGCGCUCGUCAGGUACCCGGACGACCCCUACGACCGCGUCUGGAUCCCGCGGAGCGACCCGGGGGCGUGGACGGAGAUCUCCACGCCGGAGGCGGUGCAGCGCGUCGUCGGCCCCAGCUUCCACGCGCCUUCCGCCGUGCUGCAGACUGCCGUCGCGCCGCGCAACGGCUCCAGGAUCAUCCAGUUCUCGCUCGACGCCUUGCCCAACCACGUCUACCCCGUGCCCGGCUGCGUCGGGAUCCUCUACUUCGCCGAGGUGCAGGCCGCCGCCGGGAGCGCACCGCGGCAGUUCGACAUCUUCGUCAACGGCGAUCGCUGGGGCAUGGGGCCCUUCACGGCGCCACUGCGCCUCGCCUCCGACGCGACCUACACUAGCGUCCCCUACAUUGGGGUCAACGGCCAGUACAACUUCACCCUCAACGCCACCGCUAACUCCACGCUGCCGCCCAUCAUCAACGCCGCCGAGCUCUUCUCCGUCGUCUCAACGGUCAAUGUCGCCACGGACGCCAACGAUGUUGCUGCCAUGACUGUGAUCAAGGGCAAGUACGAGGUGAAGAAGAACUGGGCAGGUGACCCGUGCGCUCCCAAGAAUCUUGCGUGGGACGGGUUGAGCUGCAGCUACGCCAUUUCUAUGCCUCCGAGAAUCACAAGACUAAAUAUGUCAUCUGGCGGUUUAAGUGGCAGUAUAUCAUCUUCUUUCGCUUCCCUCAAAGCAAUCAAGUACUUGGAUUUGUCUAACAACAAUUUGACCGGAUCAAUCCCCGAUGUUCUUUCACAACUACCCCUUCUCUUGGUGAUAGACUUGACAGGCAACCAGCUUAAUGGAACAAUCCCCUCCGGGCUUCUAAAGAGAAUUCAAGAUGGCUCCCUGACUCUAAGAUACGGCAAGAAUCCAAACCUUUGCAGCAACAGCACCUCUUGCGAGCCCACAAAAAAGAAGAGCAACUCAAUGCUUGCCGUCUACAUUGUUGUUCCAGUAGUGGUGACAGGGGCACUGGCAGUGCUAAUACUACUACUCAUCAUAAGAAAAAAGCAAGGAAAGGGAAGCCUGAACCGGCAGAACGAGGCAGGUGGCGCGCAGUCACGCUCACAGCACGGCGACGGGCACAACCUGCUGCAGGUGGACAACCGCCGGUUCACCUAUAGAGAGCUGGAGGUCAUGACGAGCAACUUCAAGACUGUUCUUGGCCAGGGAGGGUUCGGCUGUGUCUACGACGGGAUCUUGCCGGAUGGCACCCAGGUGGCGGUCAAGCUGUUGGCUGGGUCGUCGAGCCAGGGCGUCAGAGAGUUCCUCACAGAGGCUCAGACCUUGUCAAAGAUACACCACAAAAAUCUGGUGACAUUGGUCGGUUACUGCAAAGAUGGCGAGUGCAUGGCGCUUGUCUAUGAGUAUAUGUCCGAAGGAAACCUGCAAGACAAACUCAGAGGGAAAGGUCGCAACGCCGGAACUUUAACCUGGAAACAAAGGCUUCGGAUCGCACUGGAAUCAGCACGAGGGCUCGAGUAUCUGCACAAGGCGUGCAGCCCGGCCUUUGUGCAUAGGGACGUGAAGACAUCCAACAUCCUGUUGAAUGCGAAUCUCGAGGCCAAGGUCGCCGAUUUUGGCUUGCUCAAGCCUUUCAAACGGGAUGGUGAUACCCAUGUAUCCACGGCCAGAUUAGUUGGAACACACGGCUACCUUGCCCCUGAGUACGCAGCGGCCAUGCAGCUGACCGUGAAGAGUGACGUGUACAGCUUUGGCGUCGUACUACUAGAGCUGAUCACGGGACAACCGCACAUCCUGCAAUGCCCGGAGCCAACCAAUAUCAUCCAUUGGGUGAGGCAGCGCCUUGCACGGGGCAAUAUCGAAGACGUGGUAGAUGCUCGCAUGGCAGGCGACUACGAUGUCAAUGGCGUCUGGAAGGUCGCGGAUGUCGCGCUCAAGUGCACCGCUCAAGCUCCUAAUCAACGGCCCACAAUGACCGAUGUGGUGGUGCAACUGCAAGAGUGUGUCGAGCUAGAAGAUCAGCAUUUCAUUUGAUGAGGACCCGAGUCUUGUUGAGUGGGCGAUAUUGUGUGAAAGUCACUUUGUUGUCUAUCUGGUCAUAAUACGUAUAUAGUUUUUUUCUUA